UCACCCUUGACAAAACCUUGACUACGAUUCAAUCACGACCAGAGAGGGAGAAGUGAAAUCAGAUGACUAAAACAUUACUGCAAAACUGAUUUUUUCCCCACCUUUUCCCGAGAGAGAAAGAGUGUGCAUAUGUGAGGCGACUAUCAACAGGAGCGAGCAUCGUUUUCUACAAAGGCGUGUUGGCAUGGUUUUCUCGAAUAUGAACGUGUUUCAUGAGGGGACUCAAUGAGUGAAGCCCAUUCCUCAGCGGACUAGACUGAGGCGAUCACAUUCCAGUGCUGCUGGAGAGGACGCAGUGAGAGCGGAUCUGCCUAAUCAACGGACAUCGACACGAAUCCUCCACGGGGCACUCAGCUUGACUCCUCUGCCAUCCAGGGCAAAAUGCGUCUGGUUCUGUUCGCCUUUCUCAUCUCGUGCUCCUGUGCGAGAGGCGGAUGCGAGCCAAAGACUGUGAAUAUCGGAGCUGUCCUGAGCCAGAAGAGAUAUGAACAAGUGUUCAAAGACGCUGUCACUCAAGCCAACAAUAUAUACGGCAAAGAUAAGUUCAAGAUGAACGCUAUUUCAGUCACCCAUAAGCCAAACGCUAUCCAGAUGGCACUCUCCGUAUGUGAGGACCUCAUCUCUAACCAGGUGUAUGCGAUCUUGGUGAGCCACCCACCCCAGUCCAACGACCAUCUGACUCCCACUCCGGUGUCCUACACGGCUGGCUUUUACCGUAUCCCUGUUGUGGGCCUCACCACCCGCAUGUCCAUCUACUCCGAUAAGAGCAUCCACCUCUCCUUCCUGCGCACGGUACCGCCCUAUUCCCACCAAGCCCAGGUGUGGUUUGACAUGAUGCGUGAGUUCCAGUGGAAUCACAUCAUCCUGAUUGUGAGUGAUGACCAUGAGGGCAGAGCGGCACAGAAAAGACUGGAAACCCUGCUGGAGGAGAGGGAGACGAAGAGUAAAAACAGGAACUAUGAAAACCUCGACCAACUGUCCUUUGACAACAAGCGAGGACCCAAGGCAGAGAAAGUGCUCCUGUUCAGCCAAGACACAAAUCUGACGGCUCUGCUCCAGGAAGCCAAAGAGCUAGAGGCCCGAGUUAUCAUCCUGUCCGCAAGUGAAGACGAAGCCGCAGCCAUUUAUAAAUCAGCACGCCAGCUCAAUAUGACAGGCUCUGGUUACGUGUGGCUGGUUGGAGAAAGGGAGAUGUCUGGUAAAGCACUGAGUGAAGCCCCAGAUGGCUUGCUCGGCCUUCAGCUUAUCAAUGGCAAGAACGAGUCUGCGCACAUCUACGAUGCCGUGGCUGUGGUGGCCCAGUCCAUUCAGGAGCUCUUUGAGAAGGAGAAUAUCACAGAGCCUCCUCGAGGCUGUGUUGGCAAUACAAACAUCUGGAAGACUGGCCCACUCUUCAAACGAGUGCUGAUGUCAUCCAAGUAUCCAGAUGGCCUGACAGGCCGCGUGGAGUUUAAUGAUGACGGAGACAGGAGGUUCGCCCACUACAGCAUUCUCAACUACCAGAAAACCCGGCUGGUGCAAGUGGGCGUCUACAAUGGCUCGCAAGUUGUAAUGAACACUCAGAGGAAGAUUAUUUGGCCAGGAGGAGAAACUGAAAAACCAAAAGGCUAUCAGAUGUCAACAAGAUUAAAGAUUGUCACCAUUCAUCAAGAGCCCUUUGUCUAUGUGAAACCGACGCUACGAGACGGAACAUGUAAGGAAGAGUACACUGUAAAUGGAGUCCUGAUCAAAAAAGUGAUCUGCACUGGCCCCAAUGAGACCAUUCCAGGUCGCCCCAUAGUGCCACAGUGCUGCUAUGGAUUCUGCAUUGAUCUUUUGAUCAAACUUGCAAUGACAAUGAACUUUACCUAUGAAGUGCAUCUAGUGGCUGAUGGCAAAUUUGGCACUCAGGAGCGUGUAAAUAACAGCAACAAGAAGGAGUGGAAUGGCAUGAUGGGAGAGCUCCUGAGUGGCUUAGCAGACAUGAUCGUGGCUCCACUUACUAUCAACAAUGAACGAGCCCAGUACAUAGAGUUCUCGAAACCGUUCAAGUACCAGGGGCUCACAAUACUUGUCAAAAAGGAAAUACCACGCAGUACACUGGACUCGUUCAUGCAGCCUUUUCAGAGCACUCUGUGGUUACUGGUGGGUCUAUCGGUCCAUGUUGUGGCGGUGAUGCUCUACCUAUUAGACCGUUUCAGCCCGUUUGGAAGGUUUAAAGUAAAUAGUGAAGAGGAAGAAGAAGAUGCCCUCACCUUAUCCUCUGCAAUGUGGUUCUCCUGGGGUGUACUUCUGAACUCCGGCAUUGGAGAAGGUGCCCCUCGGAGCUUUUCAGCAAGGAUUUUAGGUAUGGUGUGGGCUGGUUUUGCUAUGAUUAUAGUUGCAUCUUAUACUGCCAAUUUGGCAGCCUUCCUAGUGCUGGAUCGGCCUGAGGAGCGCAUUACCGGCAUCAACGACCCUAGGCUGCGAAACCCAUCAGACAAGUUCAUCUACGCCACAGUGAAGCAGAGCUCUGUGGACAUUUACUUCCGGCGUCAAGUUGAGCUAAGCACCAUGUACCGCCACAUGGAAAAGCACAACUACGAGAGCGCCGCUGAAGCCAUCCAGGCCGUGCGAGACAACAAACUCCACGCAUUUAUAUGGGAUUCAGCAGUGUUGGAGUUUGAGGCCUCGCAAAAAUGUGACCUGGUCACCACAGGCGAACUGUUCUUCCGCUCUGGAUUCGGUAUUGGCAUGCGCAAAGAUAGCCCAUGGAAGCAAAAUGUCUCACUGGCCAUCCUCAGUUCCCAUGAGAAUGGCUUCAUGGAGGACUUGGAUAAAACCUGGGUCCGUUAUCAGGAGUGUGACUCCAGAAGCAAUGCACCAGCCACUCUCACUUUUGAGAAUAUGGCAGGCGUGUUUAUGUUGGUUGCUGGUGGCAUCGUUGCCGGGAUCUUCCUCAUCUUCAUUGAGAUUGCGUACAAACGGCACAAAGAUGCGCGCAGGAAGCAAAUGCAGCUGGCCUUUGCAGCAGUUAAUGUCUGGAGGAAGAACCUACAGGAUAGGAAAAGUGGUAGAGCAGAGCCCGACCCCAAAAAGAAAGCCUCUUUUAGGUCCAUCAGUACCAACCUGGCCUCCAACAUCAAGAGACGUAGGUCGUCCAAAGACACGCCAUAUCCCACGGAUAUUACCGGCCAGCUCAACCUGUCAGACCCCUCUGUGAGCACAGUGGUGUGAAAGUGGAAAGAGAAAGAGAAUUUGACAGGCAGAAAGAAAGAGAGAGAGAGAGAGAGAGACUGGAAAAGCAGGAAGCGGUGGGCUCUGAAUCAGACAGCUUGAGACAACACCUUCAGCACCGUCAUUUGAGCAAAAUCCACCCUGUCUCAGCAUAUGCACACUGAAUAUGAAACUCUUAUGGACACACUGUGCCAAAUUCAACCACACUGGAGCAAAUCCACACUGCCACACAGUUCACAGCAGACCAACACACUCACAGAUACACAAAGUGCUUCACUUUCUACAAUUGUUUUGCACAUAUCUAAAGCUUUUUUUCGUUUUGUUUGUUUGUUUGUAAAAAAUGUAAAAAUAUAUUCAGACUUGUGUUUCUCCACAUUAGGUCAUCGUUCAGUAUUGACAAGAAAAAAUAUGAAAAUACCGAAUUAGUUUUUCACUUUUAUGAUACAGGCAUAAUUAUGUUUCAUACAGAACAUAUGUAAUCUACAUCUUUCUACCUCCACCUAAGAUAUAUGUAGCUUAUCUCAACACUUUGGUAGUGUUUUGAUGUUUUCCCAUUUGAAAAGAGCAAACACAGAACAUAUCUUUUACUUGUUUGUGUAUUUAGAUUCGAAAAAGUGGGUCGUAAUACUGUAGGUGAAAGUUUGACACUUUUUGAUCAUCAUUGCACUGAGUUUCUUAAUAUUCAAUUCUCUCUCUUUACUGCCGUUUUCAAAACACACUCUCCUGAAGUGGCCCAAGUUGCUUUGGACACAUACUGUGGAUUUUUGACUACCGUUUUUCUCUACUUUAUUUAUUAAUUUAUUUAUGUUUUUUUAUCUUUUGUAAAAAAAAAAAAAUAUAUAUAUAUAUAUAUAUAUAUAUAAAUAUAAUUCUUUUUGGAUGAGAAUUAACUGAAUAAAUAUGGGGUCUAUUCAGCCAGGGGCUAAAUGUAGCAGAUCCAACCUUUUUUAUCAUAAAAGUUUAAUGGAAAAUUUUCAAACAAACGAAAGGAACCCGUUUAUGAUAAAGAGUGGCGUAGAUGUAAUGAAGCAGAUAUUAUUACAGGAUCUUUUGAGCUUCAUGUUGAACCCUGCUUGAAAUUCCCUGUAAUGAUUUCUGUAUCAUUGUGUGAGCUGGUAGCGUGCAUCUUUUUGCUACCACAUAGGGACCUUUCCUCGCAUUACACAUAUUUCAUCAUGUCAUUAUAAUAUAUGAGCAGUAUUAUAUUUUGUCUGUGUGUAAUAAUAACACUAGAUGCUAUUUCCAUUGUUUGUUGUCAAGCUUUUGCUCUGUGGACUAGUGAAAUGGUUACCGGCAAAAGUGGUAAUUUAUUUAUCUGAGUCAGUCGUCUUUUUACGUAGGCUUUUAAAAGUAUGCUGAUCAAUAAUAGAUGAGUUAUAGUAUUAGAUCACUGUAUAGAUCGUUUGUCUCAAACAAUCAAUCUGAGGGUUUUGCUAACUAUUGUGAAAAGUUUAGAAUGUGAACUAUGCGUACUGUAACAGUAAGUUAUGGAGCUAUUUUAUAAGAUGAACAAAAUAAUAUAAGGAAUAUGUUUUAGAUUAAAAUUGAGAGUUUUUUUUAUAGAAAACAGAUAGAUUUAUAGUUAAGGGUCUGGUGGUCUUUGCUUGACAAUAUUAUUCCGUUUGUUGGGUUGGGUUCAGCAAAAUGUCUGAAGUCCAGUUUUACUGUGAACAUGACUGUGAGCUGCUUUAUGUCAAAGUGAAAUCGUUAUGAAGCGAAUAACGUGUUAAGCAGAUACGCAAAUUCUCUGUAGAUUCAUGAAUAUUAAAUAUGACCUACUUAGAAAAAUAUAAGCACUGCUAUGUCCAUCAAGCUAAUAUUUCUUCAUAUAAUUGGAAUCUAUGUGGUGAAACCCCACAACGUUGACAAGAAUGAAUUAAAGUGUGUGGACUUAAAACGCUCAAUAGGAAGCACAUCAUUGACAAACAAAGCAAUGUAACCUGUCUCAUUCACUGUUGUGUGCAAACACGCAUUAUUUCUAAAGCUUUAAGAUAUUGCAAGGCAUCUGAAUCUGCUUUUACCAUAUUUUACAACCACCAAAUGUGCUUUUGAUGACUAUUCCAAUACUGUUUGUGUAAAAAAACAACAACUCAGAAUUGAAUUCAAACAAAGAUAUAUGUUUAAAAAUGUGUAACUGCUGUACUCCAGUGUGCCAAUAAAAUAUGUAUCAAAUGAAAAAAUAAAACCUGGAUUCAAUAUG
This is a messenger RNA of Megalobrama amblycephala (Wuchang bream), 5395 nucleotides long. RefSeq names its product glutamate receptor, ionotropic, N-methyl D-aspartate 1b (gene grin1b). Gene Ontology annotation, biological process: regulation of membrane potential; ionotropic glutamate receptor signaling pathway; chemical synaptic transmission. The record is from RefSeq and is a predicted model, not a curated record. Lineage: Eukaryota; Metazoa; Chordata; Actinopteri; Cypriniformes; Xenocyprididae. Gene Ontology annotation, cellular component: synapse; NMDA selective glutamate receptor complex; plasma membrane. Bases 382 to 3195 code for a protein of 937 amino acids. Gene Ontology annotation, molecular function: NMDA glutamate receptor activity. The transcript is spliced from 21 exons.